GAAUAAUUCAUUUAUUGAAUAGUAUUUUCAUAUAAAAGAGGGAAAAACUUUUUAAACAAAUUUAUUACACUUUUAUUUAUUCUAUUCAAAAGUUUCAAAUACUUUUCUAAAAAAGUUUAAGAGUUUAUCAAAUUGACAAAAAUGAUGGAUAACUUGGGAUUAUUUGCUAUUAUGUUAUCACUGUUUGCCUGCAUUUAUGCCGAAACCCUAAAUGAGGACGCGAUGGAAAUACUGGCAAAAGUGGGCACAACUCUAUGUGACCCCAACCUACCCGCUGAUAAGGCGGCGGUGGUUAAGCAAUGUGAUACCAAACUGUCAGCUAUGUUUAAAAUGUCGUUUAACUCAUGUCUGAUGCAAGCCUUAAACAUCAAAGAGAUGACAAUUCCCUUUCCCUGCUAUAGUCGCCAGGCAGGGGGCGAUAAGCUUAUGGAGUGUUUGAAUAAAAGGCGAGAAAUGGCUGUCAAAAUGGGUAUCGAUGCCGAAGCUAUGAGGGCUAAGAUGUUAAAUCCAUACACUGCAUGUAUGAAAGCAAUAGUUUAACACACAUCCAAAUUAUAAAGCCUCC
Oppiella nova is the source of this 565-nucleotide messenger RNA. Lineage: Eukaryota; Metazoa; Arthropoda; Arachnida; Sarcoptiformes; Oppiidae. The record is from the annotation of a GenBank genome assembly.